AUGGCAGCCUUCCACGACAUGGAGGGGUUGUGCCAAGGGCUGCUGAGUCUCCUGGGCACCAACUACGUUUCACAGCAGUGGCAGCUGCUGCAGCUCUACAGGCAGAUGAUGGAGCGGCUCCUGGAGAGGCAAGAGGGUGCCAAUCAGCAACUGCGAGAGAUCCUCAAAGCAGAGAAGGAUGUGACCCAGAGCCUUCUUAAUGCCAGGGAGCGGGCAUGCCAGGGGGGUGCUGAAUUGCAGCAGAUUGAAGCCAAACUUCAAAAGGCGAGCGAGGAGGACACUCACCUGAAGGCCAGCUUCCUUCAGCUCACCAGGGAGCUAGAGGAUCUCAAGGAGAUUGAGGACACAAGAGAAGGAAGUUGA
Pipistrellus nathusii (Nathusius's pipistrelle) is the source of this 363-nucleotide messenger RNA. NCBI's taxonomy places the organism in Eukaryota, Metazoa, Chordata, Mammalia, Chiroptera, Vespertilionidae. The record is from the annotation of a GenBank genome assembly.